AUGUCCGCCGGCCCGCAACCCCGCGAGCAGAGGCAGGCGCCCUCGCCCUUCUUCCCCCUCAGCUACAAGGAAGCCGCCUACCAAUGGUGGAGCUCCGUCACCCCCAGCAUGGCUGAGCGCAACGUCCUCCGCCUCAUGCCCGACAUCAAGGAAGCUAUCGACACCCUGGCCGACCCCAAUGCAGUCGAGACGACGUACCCUCCCGGGACGCGCAUCUGGCGUCGCACACUUGUUCGCCUGUCCGGCCGCAACCGCGCCCUGAAUGAGCUCUCGAUCGAGCGUGUCAAGGGACCCUCCGCCGACCGGUCCGCGGCGACGGCGGCGACGGACGACGAGGAGACUCUGGUCAUGGUGCACGGCUACGGUGCUGGCCUGGGCUUCUUCUACAAGAACUACGAGCCCAUAACGCGCAUGCCCGGCAUCAAGUUCUACGCCCUCGACAUGCUCGGCAUGGGCAACUCGUCGCGGCCGCCCUUCAAGAUCCACGCCAGGGAGAAGGAGGACCAGGUCGUCGAGGCCGAGAGCUGGUUCGUCGACGCCCUCGAGGAGUGGCGCGUCGCCCGCAAGAUCGAGCGCUUCACCCUGCUCGGCCACUCCCUCGGCGGAUACCUCGCCGUCUCCUACGCUCUCAAGUACCCGGGCCACCUGAAGAAGCUCAUCCUCGCCUCCCCCGUCGGCAUCCCCAGGGACCCCUACGCAGUCGACGCCGCCAUGCCCGGGCCUGACGAGUCGACGCUCGAGAACGAGUUUACCCAGGACCAGGAGAACGUCACGACCAAGCACCGUCCCGCUGCCGCCGCUCAGCCGGUACAGACCUCGUCUUCGUCUGCCGCCGCCGCUCCGGUCGGCAACAAGAUUCCUCCCAUGAUGCCCAAGCGUCCCCUUCCCAGCUGGCUCGUCUGGCUCUGGGACGCCAACAUCUCCCCCUUCAGCAUCGUCCGCCUCACCGGACCGCUGGGCCCCCGCUUCGUGUCCGGCUGGACCUCCCGCCGCUUCAACCACCUGCCCGCCGACGAGGCCCAGGCCCUCCACGACUAUGCCUUCUCCAUAUUCCGUCAGCGCGGCAGCGGCGAGUACGCCCUGGCAUACAUCCUUGCCCCGGGUGCCUACGCCCGCCGUCCCGUCAUCGAUCGCAUCCAGGACGUCGGCCGUCAACCUCUCCCCGCCCCGAGCAGUGCUUCUGCUGCUGCCGCUUCAGGCACCACCACCACCACCACCACCACCACCACCACCACCACGUCACCCCGUCGCCGCGAGACGGGUUUCCCCAUAGUCUUCAUGUACGGCGAGAACGACUGGAUGGACGUGGCGGGCGGCCUCGCGGCAGAGGAGAAGCUCAAGCAGGCUCGCGCGCGCGCCCUGGCCGACGCCACACCCGACGAGAAGGCACGUGAGAACGGCUCGGCUACCGUCAAGAUCAUAUCCGGCGCUGGCCACCACCUCUACCUCGAUAACCCUGGUGAUUUCAAUGACUUCAUCUGCAAGGAGAUGGAGAGCACGAGGGCUGAUGAGAAGAGGAGGCGCCAAUUAGACGGUUGA
Messenger RNA from Geosmithia morbida, 1539 nucleotides. RefSeq names its product cardiolipin-specific phospholipase. The coding region runs from base 1 to 1539 and encodes 512 amino acids. Lineage: Eukaryota; Fungi; Ascomycota; Sordariomycetes; Hypocreales; Bionectriaceae. Gene Ontology annotation, molecular function: A2-type glycerophospholipase activity. The transcript has 2 exons. The record is from RefSeq and is a predicted model, not a curated record. Gene Ontology annotation, cellular component: mitochondrial inner membrane. Gene Ontology annotation, biological process: cardiolipin acyl-chain remodeling.